UGCACAACCCUAGCAAAAGAAAUAACUAAAAUAUAACUAAUUUGACGCGAAUUACACAGCGAGCGGAUAGAAAUCACGCUGUGGCAGCCGCACCACGCCGCCUCCGCAGGACACGUAACUUUUGCUGUCGGAAGGCAGGUAAAUCGGUAUCCAAUAGGAAUCGGAAUUGGAGUCGGCCGCAGAACAACAGCAAAGGCAGACGCCAUUUUGUCUAUUGGCCGGCUGAUUUGUAAGCUUUAUAUUCGCAAAAUAGUUACCGCGACUAGUUUGGAGUGCAGAGCUAACUAGGGCUCCAGCUUCCCAUUUUCCAGAGGAAAAUCAGAAAGAAAAGCGAUCCCCUUUUUUGGGCUGCAAAAGGUUUUAUAGAUUUUUGCAAACUGUGACCGCUGACCAGGAAUAUGUAAACGCAACGCAGGAGCCAAGUCUCAUUGGGAUAAAGGACAAUAAGGGGAGCCCCGAGCCAGGAGUCGUUGACCAACUGUGCCUCAAGAAAAAAAAACAGCAAAACAGCUGGGAAACUCCCAAACUGGACAAGGAUCACUCCGGAUACCUCACAACUGCCAUAAAACACCAGCCAAAAUAGCCGCCCAGUGCAGACUGCAGUAGGAUUAGCCAGGCACCUAGAGAACUAUAACUCCUGCACCUUCAGCCACUUUUGGUGCUCCGCAGGACGAAUUGGCUGGAAAGCAUCACCUGCCACUACCACCAUGACGUUCGACACGCGCAGGCAUACCACCGGGCAGCCGGGCACUGCAGCCACCACCUCGAGCAGCGGCACCACAGUAACUACCACAACGAGUCCAGCGCAGAGUGCGGGAACGGGCACAGGAUCUGGAUCAGUAACAGUAACCACUUCGAGUUUGCCAGGAGGAGGGCCAAGUAGCCUGGACGGCAAUCAGGAGCAACAACCGGCAGUCAGUAGUCAGAGUUCCGAUGACGUAGCCGCCACCUCGUCGGCGAGCAGUAUGGACAGCACCGUUACAAUAGUGCCUCCAGAGAAGCUUAUAUCCUCGUUUCCUACGACGAAACUGAGAUCACUAACCCAGAAGAUAUCCAACCCACGUUGGGUGGUGCCUGUGCUUCCUGAACAGGAGUUGGAAGUGCUUUUAAAUGCCGCCAUCGAGCUGACCCAGGCUGGCGUCGAUCACGAUUGUGAGCCAUGCGUCGAGUUUUACCGCAAUGGUCUAAGCACUUCGUUCGCUAAGAUCUUAACAGAUGAGGCAGUGAACUCUUGGAAGUACAACAUCCACCACUGCAUUUUGGUGUCUUGCGGCAAGCUUCUGCACUUGAUCGCCAUACACAUGCAGCGCGACAAUCCCUACCUGCUGGACUUGCUGGCCAUCGUUUUCGAUCCGGAGAACAAGUUCAACACAUUCAACGCGGCCCGCCAGCCGGAGUGCUUUGCCACCCCGGACUGCAUUUGGGGUCAGUUGGACAGCAACAAGAUGUACGCCCGACCGCCGGCGGAGCCCAAAAAUGCCCGCGGUUGGCUUGUGGAUCUCAUCAACCGCUUCGGUCAGCUAGGAGGCUUUGAUAAUCUGCUGGAGCGGUUCAACAGUGGACUGGAGCUUUUAAAGCGCAACCAAAACAAAGGCACCGCCAAAAGUGUUGUCGGCGACGGUAUCAGCGAAGGUAGCGGUCACGAUAAUCGUCUCACCCUGGCCCUUAUUCACAGCCUAUUGCGCCCCUUCGGCCAAUGCUAUGAGCUUCUGACGCCCGCCACCAUAGCCAAGUACUUUAUGCCCACCUGGAACGUGGUUUUGGACCUUUUGGAUAGCUUCACAGACGAGGAGCUAAAGCGUGAGGUGAAACCCGAGGGACGUAAUGACUACAUCAACGGAAUUGUAAAGUCAGCUCGCUUUCUGGCUAGUCGAUUGACUGGCCAAGAAGAUUUGAUCCGCGACUUGGAGAUGUUUCGCCUAAAGAUGAUCCUGCGUCUGCUGCAGGUUUCCAGCUUCAAUGGCAAAAUGAACGCUCUUAACGAGAUCAACAAAGUGCUCUCCUCGGUGGCCUAUUACUCGCAUCGAUCCCAGCCGCUGCCUCACUGUAUGCCCGAAGACGAGAUGGACUGGCUGACGGCGGAGCGAAUGGCACAAUGGAUUAAGUCGUCCGACGUUUUGGGUAUCGUGCUCAAAGACUCGCUGCACCAACCGCAGUAUGUGGAAAAACUGGAGAAGAUCAUCCGCUUUCUUAUUAAGGAGCAAGCACUGACGCUAGACGAUUUGGAUGCUGUUUGGAGAGCGCAGGCCGGCAAGCACGAGGCAAUAGUGAAAAACGUACAUGAUCUACUAGCUAAACUAGCUUGGGAUUUUACUCCCGAACAGCUGGACCACCUCUUCGAGGCGUUCCAAGCUAGCAUGACCACGGCUAACAAGAGGCAGCGGGAAAGGCUUUUAGAGCUGAUCCGAAGGUUGGCUGAGGAUGAUAAGAAUGGUGUGAUGGCCCAAAAGGUGCUUAAACUUUUCUGGACUCUGGCCCACAGUCAGGAGGUGCCGCCAGAAGUGCUCGAUCAGGCGCUAAGUGCACAUGUUAAAAUUUUGGACUACAGCUGCUCGCAGGAACGGGACGCGCAAAAGACCAUUUGGCUGGACAAGUGCGUCGGCGAACUAAAAUCGGGAGAUGGAUGGGUGCUGCCCGCCUUGCGUCUAAUCCGAGAUAUUUGUUGCCUAUAUGAUACCACGCCGAACCAUGCUCCUCGUACUCAAACGGCCACGAAUCGUCAGCAGGUGAUCGAGCGUCUGCAGAAUGACUAUUCCUUGGUCAUUCUUGUAACCAAUAGCUUGACUGCUUACAUGGAAAGGGUGCGUCAAGUGAUGACCGAUCCACUGGAAUCAAGAACCGUUCUACUCGAUGGAAGGUUUCCACACCAUGCGCAAAUAUCGGAGCGGCUGGAGUUCCUCAAAUUUCUGCUGAAAGACGGACAAUUAUGGCUGUGCGCAGAUCAGGCAAAGCAAAUAUGGCACUGCUUGGCGGUAACCGCCGUCUUUCCGGCGGACCGUGAGGAGUGCUUCCGGUGGUUCGGAAAAUUGAUGGGCGAGGAGCCUGAUUUGGACCCCGGCAUCAACAAAGACUUCUUCGAGAACAACAUUUUGCAACUCGAUCCGCAUCUGCUGACCGAGAGCGGUAUUAAGUGUUUCGAACGCUUUUUUAAGGCGGUCAACUCCAAGGAGGAUAAGCUGAAGGCGAUACACAGAGGUUACAUUCUGGACAACGAAGAUCUUAUAGGGAAGGACUACUUGUGGCGGGUAAUCACAACCGGGGGGGAAGAAAUAGCCAGCAAGGCCAUUGAUCUGCUCAAGGAAGUGUCCACCGCACUGGGACCUCGGCUUCAGGAAAACAUCGCCGAAUUUCACGAAAUGUUCAUCGGCGAGUGCUGCUCCCGGUUACGCACCCACUAUGGCAACAUCGUUAUCCUGGGCAAGACGCAGCUGCAGGAGGAGUUGGAUGCACCCGAUCAGUCGGACAAUGCCAACGACGAGUCAAAGGACUCAAAAAUGCGUUUCCUUGAGGCGGAAAAGAUGUGCCGCAUUCUAAAGGUGUUGCAGGAAUACGUAAAAGAGUGUGACCGGUCCUUCAGUGGCGAUCGGAUCCAUCUGCCACUUAGUCGGGUUACUCGGGGAAAGAAUACCAGCCUGUAUAUCAGGUUCCAAAACCCUGGCAGACCCAUCGAUGACCUUGAGAUUGUUACACACAGCAAUGAGACGAUGGCUGCUUUCAAGCGGAGUCUACUGAAAAGAAUCAAGGGCACUUCGACGACCAACAUUAAGGUUGAUCUCUUUUACACUAAUGGCGAGAUGAUCGAGGUCUCCGACGAGAUAAACCCACUCUAUCAGUACGCAAUCCGCGACAAGAUGAUCCUAACAGCGAAGCUUACGCCCGUGGGCACUGGCCUAGCCAGCAGUCCCGAUUCCUCUAGCGACUCGAGCACCGGUUCUCCCCCACGUCCCUGCCCCGAUAUGCAGCGCGUAGAGUCAGAAAGCACACUACCCGGCGUGAUAAUUUCACAGAAUUACCAAUACACCGAGUUCUUUCUGAAGCUUUACCAACUUGGCAGUGACUUGGAGCAUGGUCGCCUUCGGGACAGUGCAAAAGUACUGCUGCACUUGCUUCCAUGCGACCGUCAGACGAUUCGCCAGCUGCAGAUAAUGUGCAAGGUACCUAAGACAGCUGUUACAUUGGUUGUGACGGGCGAGAAGACCGUUAAGGAGGAGGAGGAGACACCUAACACCGUUGACCAAUCGGCGGCUGAAACUGAAGAGGAGAUCUGUACACCCGAGCAGAUGUUCUUGCACCCGACACCCGCCCAAGUGCUGUAUAAUCUUAGUGUGCUGCACGGACUACUGAUUCCCGCACUGGAUCCUCUAGGCGAAGGAGCCUUGAUGGUGCAGUCUGCUUGGAUGCAUUCGGGCUGCGCCCAUUUCGUCCUGGAAUUGUUGACCAAAAACAACUUCCUACCCAGCGCCGAUAUGCACACGAAACGUGCCUCCUUUCAAUGUGUGCUGAGGCUGGCCAAGUUGUUCCUUUACAUCGUGGGAAGUGUGUUGUCUCGUGUGGGCGAUGAGCCUAUAAUAUGUGAUCUCGACAACGGAUCUCGUUCCCAGGUAGACAUUCUGAAACAAAACUUUUCGACGAUGCCGAACAGUUCGCAGGGCACAUUGAGAGCGAUAUCCGCGAAGUUGGCCGUGAUGCUUGCUCGCGAAAUGCUAUCAGCUAGUCAGGAGGGUGACCGUUGCCGCACACUUUUUAGCUCCACAUUACAAUGGUCUUGUCCGGAUAUUUCUACCAUCAAGGCGGUGGUGCAGUUGGCCUGGGCCUCUUCUUGUGGCAAUCUUCAGGCUUUGGGUAACAGUAGCGGCGACUUUGAGGACGAAGUGAUCGUUCCGGACGGACAGGACUUCAGCAUGUGCAAGGAGGCUCUAGAAGUGCUCACCAUCUCGUUUAUCUUGAAUCCCAGUGCCAAUGAAGCGUUGACCACCGAUGCCAACUGGCCAAAGUUCAUUACCUCUAUUGUUCUGAAAAACCCGCUUCGGCAUGUGCGGCAGGUGGCAUCAGAGCAGCUAUUCCUGGCAUCAACCUACUGCGCCGGUGAUCGGCGGCCAUUCGUCUACAUGGUGAACUUGCUGGUGGGCGCGCUGAAAACGCUGGUUCCCCAGUACGAGGCGACCUGCGCUGAGUUCUUUUCUGUGCUUUGCCGGACCUUGUCAUAUGGAUGCAUCUACAACUGGCCUCUGCAGAUUAGCGAGGGAUUGUUGGGCGACGAAAUCAGAUGGCUGCAACGCAUACGGGAAAAUGUGUGCACUACCGGCGACACGCAGGUACACGAGGAGCUCCUCGAGGGUCACCUCUGCUUGGCGAAGGAGCUUAUGUUUUUCCUCGCCGCUGACUCCAAAGCUCAGCUAAACGAGCUCAUUCACGAGCUGAUCGACGACUUUCUCUUCACGGCUUCUCGGGAAUUCUUGCAUUUACGGCGGAACGGCAGUCUUCGACAGGACACCGUCCCGCCACCAGUCUGCCGCAGUCCACACACUAUCGCAGCCGCCUGCGAUCUUCUCAUUGCCUUGUGCCAGCUCUGUGUUCCUAAUAUGAAGCUACUGACAAAUACACUUAUAGAUUUCGUGUGCACCGACACUGAUCCGUUGCGCGAAUGGGAUUACCUGCCGCCUGUUGGCGCUAGGCCAACAAAAGGUUUCUGCGGAUUGAAGAACGCCGGUGCCACUUGCUACAUGAACUCGGUGCUGCAGCAGCUUUACAUGGUGCCCGCAGUGCGAGUGGGUAUUCUUCGAGCCCAUGGGGCGGCUACCCUCGACGGGGAAGAUUUCAGUGGCGACUCCGAUUUGACGGGCGGAGGUCUUGGACAGGCCCUCUUCUCGGGACCCGCCUCUGCCCUAGUCAGCUUCUCAACGUCGGGAGGUGCUGAGGAUGGAUCACAGGAUGUGCGAAAGAACUAUCAUGUGGUGAUUCUGAAGCACGUACAGGCCAUAUUCGCCCACCUGGGCCACAGCGCUCUGCAGUUCUACGUGCCCCGCGGUCUCUGGACGCAUUUUAAACUGCAAGGUGAGCCUGUUAAUCUCCGUGAGCAACAGGAUGCUGUAGAGUUUUUCAUGUCCUUGUUCGAAAGCCUCGAUGAAGGACUGAAGGCGCUUGGCCAUCCACAGCUUAUGAAUGCCACACUGGGCGGCUCUUUCAGUGACCAGAAGAUCUGCCAAGAGUGCCCCCAUCGCUACUCCAAAGAGGAACCAUUUAGUGUAUUUAGUGUCGAUAUUAGGAAUCAUAGCUCAUUAACCGAAUCUCUGGAGCAGUAUGUCAAGGGGGAGCUGCUCGAGGGAGCCGAUGCAUACCAUUGUGAUAAAUGUGAUAAAAAAGUAGUUACCGUUAAGCGGCUAUGCGUGAAGAAGCUGCCACCCGUGUUAGCCAUACAACUAAAGCGCUUCGAAUACGACUACGAGCGCGUCUGUGCGAUUAAAUUUAAUGAUUAUUUUGAAUUUCCGCGUAUCCUGGAUAUGGAGCCCUACACAGUGUCUGGCCUAGCUAAGCUGGAGGGCGAGGUGGUGGAGGUUGGUGAUAAUUGUCAAACAAUCGUAGAGACAACAAAGUACGAACUGACAGGCAUUGUGGUGCACAGUGGGCAGGCCUCCGGCGGCCACUACUUCAGCUACAUACUCUCCAAAAACCCAGGAAACGGCAAGUGCCAGUGGUACAAGUUUGACGACGGCGAGGUAACAGAGUGCAAAAUGCAUGAGGAUGAGGAGAUGAAGGCACAGUGUUUCGGCGGCGACUACAUGGGGGAAAUCUACGACAACAACCUUAAACGUAUGCAGUAUCGCCGCCAGAAGCGCUGGUGGAACGCCUACAUGUUGUUCUACACCCGUUGCGAUCAGACUCCCGUACAAUACGAACCCAGUGUGGAGCAGUUGUCGCUCACUGAGAGCCGCAACAUGGUUCUGCCCCUGCCAAAGCCAAUCGAGCGCAGCGUGCGGCACCAAAAUAUUCGGUUUCUUCACUCCCGUAGCAUUUUCUCCGUGGAGUUUUUUAAUUUUAUCAAAAAACUGGUCAGCUGCAAUAUACCCUCUGCGCGGAGUGAUAAGAUCACUCCCGCCGCCGAGGAGCUUUCGCUGCUGGGCGUACAAUUGGCAUCGCAGUUCCUAUUCCAUACCGGAUUCCGCACGAAAAAGUCACUGCGCGGCCCUGUUAUCGAAUGGUAUGACGCGCUCUCUCAUCAUAUACGUUCCUCGGUACUAGUUCGCAAGUGGUUUGCCAAUCAUGCGCUUCUAUCGCCACCGUCGCGUUUGGGCGAGUACAUCCUGAUGGCUCCUUCGCCAGAGGUCCGUACCGUAUUUGUAAAGUUGGUGGUUUUCUUCUGUCACUUUGCUAUCAACGAUGAACCACUGACUGGCUACGACGGUGCCAACCUCUGUGAGCAGGUGCUCAUCAGCGUACUGCGACUCCUGAAAUCUGAGGCAGCCGACUAUGGCAAACACCUGCCUCACUACUUUAGCCUAUUCAGUAUGUACGUUGGACUGGGAACACGGGAAAAGCAACAGUUGCUGAGGCUCAAUGUGCCGCUGCAGUUCAUUCAAGUAGCUUUGGACGAUGGCCCCGGUCCGGCAAUAAAGUAUCAGUAUCCUGAGUUCAGCAAGCUUCACCAAGUAGUUUCACACCUUAUACGCUGCAGUGAUGUGAGCGAAAAGUGUCAGAGCUCUAACCAGAACGCCCGUCCACUACCCAAUCCGUUCAAGGACGCCACUGUGACGCACGAGGAUCUGACACCACUGUCCACUGAAUGUAUGGACUUGCUCUUUAACCGCACGGGCUAUAUAAAGAAAGUGAUUGAGGACACAAACGUGGGUGACGAAGGCCUUAAGCUGCUGCAAUACUGUAGCUGGGAGAAUCCACACUUCUCACGAGCCGUUCUCACCGAACUGCUGUGGCAGUGUGGAUUCGCCUAUUGCCAUGACAUGAGGCACCAUACAGACCUGCUGCUGAACAUCUUGCUGAUCGACGACUCAUGGCAGCAUCAUCGCAUACACAAUGCCCUCAACGGUGUGGCGGAGGAGCGUGAGGGCCUGCUUGAGACGAUACAGCGGGCGAAGACGCACUACCAGAAAAGGGCGUACCAGAUAAUCAAGUGCCUGACGCAGUUGUUCCACAAGUCUCCAAUUGCGCUGCAAAUGCUGAACACAAAUCCGACCAUCAGCCGACACUGGAGCAUUGCAGUCGAGUGGUUGCAAGACGAGCUAGAACGGCAGCGCGGAAUCGGCUGCCAAUAUAACUCGUACUCAUGGUCGCCCCCAGCUCAGAGCAACGAUAACACUAACGGCUACAUGCUGGAGCGGUCCCAGUCCGCCAAAAACACAUGGACUAUGGCUUAUGAGCUAUGUCCGGAUGAGGUCAGCGAGAAAACGGAACAGGAUGAGAACAACGAGUCUGACUUGGAGUCGAAUCUGGACGAGAACAAGACGGAACAGUUGAUUCGCCCGGAAACUGCCCACGAGGGCAAUGCCGAAGGCGCGGAGCAGAUUUCGGAUAGUAAGACGCCCACAACAAGUAGUCCAUCGACCAGCGCCUGGCCAGUACGCGUUGAUAGCAAUGCCAUUCCUCGGCUAUCUCGACAGCUCUUCGGGGCUUACACGUCAACAACUAGCGGGAUCACCGCCCCGAUAUCCUCCACGACGACAACGGCGGGUAGUGGAGCUAACAGCGAGACAGAAAGCAGUGCCCAGGAAACCACCGGAGAGACGACCAUUAACGGUUUAACAAACAGCCUGGAUCAAAUGGAGAUAACGGCCAAAAAGAAGUGCCGCAGGGUGAUAAUAAGAAAGCUAGUGGAAAGUAAUGACGAGGAGGACGCGACGACUACGACCACGGAGGUUACAACGACUCCAGCAACAGGCACUUCAACGCCAGAAAUUUUAACACCUGCCACAACAGCAGUCACAACAACGGGAACAGGACUAGGAUCCGUUAACACGACGAGUGAGCUCCCGACGAGGAUAGAGAAAAACUUAAUUUAAAAACAACAGAAAACCACAAUCGAAAGUUCUUGCAAUAAAAUGUUAUCGCAACCUAGCGAGGUGGGCAUAGCGUUAAGUGAACCAAAAUCAGUCUGACAAUGAAAACGGUGUGGACAGGUGUUUAAUUAGUGGGAUUCCCGCCGUCAAAACCGAGACUUAAUGGGUUAAUAUCCGAAGUAGAGCAAAAUCCGUAGAUAUUAACAAAUGGUGGAGUGAUGCGAGUCAACGGUCGACAGUCUAUAUGCGAGAUUAAUAGGAGGAAAUGAACCAGCAGAGGUGUUUAGUAGAUAUCGAACUUUAUAAUUACCUUAACAAAUACACAUAUACAUACAUCCUUUUCUUCUUUUUGCGAUUCAUUGGAAGGGAUACAUUUAUUUUGCCUAUUGUAUAUGUAUUCCUUGUAACGAAUUAAAAAAAUUAAACGAAAUAGGACAUCUUAAACAAACACCCACACUUACUAAACAACAAAAGAACGCAAACAAAGAAACACACUCAUAAUUAAUAAGAAGCGUUAAGUUGCACGUUUACAGUACCAUAUAAUUGUAUUUAUAUAGUAUAUAAAUGAUGUAUUACGUAUUGAAGUCGAGCAAAUUAACUAAUACUAACCGAAUAAAAAAAUCAAAAACGAAGGAAACAUAUAGAUACGAUACUAGGGAAACUAAUCUAAACGAAUCGGCGGAAUCUAAGAAUUAAGGAAAGAAACCAAAUUGCAUCUUCAGUACUCAGUACUCGCCUCUGAAACUGUUUCCAUAAUCAUAUUUCAACUGCAAAAACCAAUUUAAUGGUAUGCUAAAUCAAAACAAAACAGUAUGAACUCAAGAACAGAAUGGACUAAAGCAACACGAGCAUAAAAUUGAUUAUGGUUAUACUAAGUAUAUAUACUUUAAAUGAUUAGUGUUUUGUAUUAAGUGAAAUUUGUUAAACAUUUAUUAAAUUAUUAUGUUUUAAGUUGCGAAAUAAAUGCGAAAUGUAAGCAAA
Messenger RNA from Drosophila eugracilis, 9989 nucleotides. RefSeq names its product probable ubiquitin carboxyl-terminal hydrolase FAF (gene faf). Gene Ontology annotation, molecular function: cysteine-type endopeptidase activity; cysteine-type deubiquitinase activity. Gene Ontology annotation, cellular component: nucleus; cytosol. The record is from RefSeq and is a predicted model, not a curated record. NCBI's taxonomy places the organism in Eukaryota, Metazoa, Arthropoda, Insecta, Diptera, Drosophilidae. Gene Ontology annotation, biological process: cell migration; protein deubiquitination. Bases 708 to 9011 code for a protein of 2767 amino acids. The transcript is spliced from 18 exons.